CCAUUAUUCCUACGAGAAAUCAACAUGCUAAACUGAAUAAUUAACAUAAUUACACUAAUUAACGUUUUAAAAUAAAUAUUCUAUGGCACGCAUAUUAACUUACGAAUUUUAACUAGUGAGUUCGCAAGGCGUAUCCACAUAGAACGAAUUCUCACGACUGCAGCUGUUUCGAAAUAUUAAUUUUCAAAGUGUCUACGAAACGCAUAGGUGUUCGGGUGAUGUAAUUUUUUCUUGAGUGAAACCGUAAGCCCUGUUGGAUUUGUACCUCAUUCUAGAUUAAUUUUUUUUUUCAUUUUUGUACUUGCCAAUUCAUGACUAUUCAUUCUUAUAGCUAUUUAUUCCUCUAAUUGUAACAUUGCAAUCACGCCUUUCAACAGCGUUUACUCUAUAUAGCAGUCCUCAAAAUGAAUUUAUUUCUGAUUAUUAGUUGGAAUAUUCUCCCCAUUUCUUGGCCAUUCCCAAUACCCAAUUACAGUGGGUACGAGCCACACACUCCGUGGACAACACUGACAACGACACGUUCGCCUGGCGUUCCGAAUAUCCAAAUUCAUCGCAGCGCUUCGCGACUGCUGGAGGCACUCCCUGCAACCGCUUGGCUGUUCCUGAUCGUAGCCACUGGUCGAGCAGCACCCAAGCGGAAUCGGCCUAACACACGCGGCGCCAUGGCCGACAUAUUCAAGGGCAAGUCUUUGAUCAAGAAGGACGGCAAGUCGUUUCCGGCCGAGCCGGCGCUGCGCGACAAGCAGCUCAUCUGCCUCUACUUCGCCGCGCAGUGGUGUCCGCCGUGCCGCAUGUUCACACCCGUCCUGGCCAACGUCUACAAGGACGCGAAGGAGGAUAACCUGGCCAUCGAGGUGGUGUUCGUUUCUUCCGACCGGACCAAGCAGGACAUGCUCAACUACAUGCGAUCAUCCCACGGUGACUGGUACGGUCUGCCUUUCGACGAUCCGCUUCAGAGCGAACUAGAAGAGCGCUUCAAGGUAGCCGGCGUCCCCACGCUGCUGGUGAUGAAGCCUGACGGAACCGUGGUCUGCCCCAAUGGCAAGAAGCUGGUGCAGGAACGGGGAGUGCAGGCGUUCCGCGAUUGGCUCAGCCACUGAGACGCCAUCUACCGUUUGCAGAGACCCACCUUGCCGCUCGCUAUCUGAAGACUCUGCGCUGGGUUAUGGGGCAAGAGCCGUAGGAAACAAGGCCUCGAGCACGCGAAAAAGCUCCACUGCUUGCUACUGAAAAAUUAAUCUCACACGUCGCCUCUUCUCGCCUGUGAACUUCUACGGUAAUGUCCUUCUCCUCCAGGGCACAGGAGCUUUAAGCGCAUCUGAAGUAGAGUGCUAAGUGUCGCCAUCAUUGGGAAGCGGAGACAAAACAGCGACCGAUGAUCAUUACGCUUGUUUUGAACCUCAUCAGUGUAGGUUGUUACUUUGUUACAUUCUUUCGAUAUAGAAGCCCUUGACCACUUCUUGCUGCAAUGUUGUGAACGAAGAAUGUCUUGGCUACUCCAGUCAGCCUGCUCCGUUUUCUUACAAACGAGCUCACGGACAUCUCUCCAGAAAGUACAGCGAAAUCCCAUGCGCGCAUGCACGCACUUGUGUUCGGCGAGUGCAUUUCUUACCCAGAGAUAUUUUGA
Molecule: messenger RNA, 1627 nt
Organism: Dermacentor andersoni
Lineage: Eukaryota; Metazoa; Arthropoda; Arachnida; Ixodida; Ixodidae
Product: nucleoredoxin-like protein 2
Biological process (GO): sensory perception; photoreceptor cell maintenance
Source: RefSeq, a predicted model, not a curated record